Messenger RNA from Oncorhynchus tshawytscha (Chinook salmon), 3442 nucleotides. It is a transcript of the gene angel2, whose product is annotated as angel homolog 2 (Drosophila). The transcript is spliced from 9 exons. The record is from RefSeq and is a predicted model, not a curated record. Bases 222 to 1904 code for a protein of 560 amino acids. Lineage: Eukaryota; Metazoa; Chordata; Actinopteri; Salmoniformes; Salmonidae. Gene Ontology annotation, biological process: 3'-UTR-mediated mRNA stabilization. Gene Ontology annotation, molecular function: 3'-5'-RNA exonuclease activity; mRNA 3'-UTR binding.
CAGCAUCUUCCAGUGCGGUGCAGCGACACAUCAGCCCAGUGAGGAAUAGACCACAAUGUACCGCAUAUCAAUGGAUUUACAAAGACAGGCGAACGUCAAGAGGUGUUGACCGCAACACGGCUUAAAGGGAAGGAUUUGAGAAUAAAUAGCCUAAUAACCACUCACUCAAAGGAAAAUGCCUGGCUAACUUCUAUGGGUAAACGAUCAUUCGCAGUCAACCCAUGUUUUCUCGACACCUGACCGCGUUUGGCUCUCACUGGUUGCCCCCAACUCAGGCCCCAUUCGGCGGCUGGAGGAACGUACAUUUCCCCAGUUAUCCAUGUCGGCCGGGUGUGCCCCCUCCACCUCAACUCUCCCAUCCCACCAGGCACCUCUCAGGGGCCUUCCAACCUCAAGAUACCCAUAACACCAACUGGGCAAGACUACAGUCCAAACAACACCUCCCACCAGGGUUCCCUUUUCACGGUUUUCCUCAUCGACACUUCCACCUUGGACUGAUGGAGUGCUCAGACAAGGAGCCUCCAUACAAGCGGAGGAGGAGUUCAGAGGAGAGGGCUCCAGGGGAUAGAUCCAAGGGCUCCCCCAAACGAGAGUACGCACCAAGACAGGCUCGCAGUGACACAACCAGCCCCAACUGCUGGUUCAAAGACGGGAAACCACCGCCUCCUGGGACAAGUCCGCCAAGACAGGCAUUGGAGCUGAAGAGACAAUGGGAGGACUUCUCACACUGCUAUAAGUCCAGACCCCAGUCUGGUGGUGGGAGGCGAGAACCACCCUUUGAGUUCUCUGUGAUGUCGUAUAACAUCCUCUCCCAGGACCUACUACAUGACAAUAACUACCUGUACAAACACUGUAGCUCCUCCAUCCUCAACUGGAAUCACAGGCUCUCCAACAUCCUGAAAGAGCUCAAAGAGCACAACGCAGAUAUAAUGUGUCUGCAGGAGGUUCAAGAGGACCACUAUGAAAAACAGAUCAAACCCUCUCUAGAAGCAUUAGGUUACCAGUGUGAGUACAAGAGGAGGACAGGCAGGAAGCCUGACGGCUGUGCCGUGGUCUAUAAGAAGGACCGCUUCUCCCUGCUGUCCAGUCACCCAGUGGAGUACUUCCGCCGGGGCAUCCCCCUGCUAGACCGGGAUAACGUGGGCCUGGUGCUGUUACUGCGCCCCACAGGAUCCUCCAGGCCGGAGGACUGCGUUUGUGUGGCCAAUACACACCUCCUGUACAACCCCCGGCGCGGGGACAUUAAGCUGGCCCAGUUGGCCAUGCUGCUGGCAGAGAUCAGUACAGUGUCCCGCCUCCCUGACGGCAGCUCCUGUCCCAUCAUCCUCUGUGGGGACUUUAACUCUGUGCCCUGGUCUCCCCUGUACAGCUUUGUUAGGGAGAGCAGGCUGGAGUACGACGGUAUUCCCAUAGGCAAGGUGUCAGGGCAGGAGGAGAAUCCCAGAGGCCAGCGGAUCCUGACCGUGCCCAUUUGGCCCCUUAGCCUGGGCGUCACCCAGCAGUGCCAGUAUGCGACUGCCCCUACAGAUGUUGACAGGGGAAUCACCAACCUGUCUGUGCAGGACUUUGCAGCACCACCUAUGGCAGCUAUGAACAGACCCAGUAUAGAGCACAGUCUGAGGCUGACAUCAGCUUACUCCCACUACCUGACAGAGGACAGCAGGCCUGAGAUCACCACCUGUCACUCCAGGACAGCCAUCACUGUGGACUACAUCUUUUACUCUGCAGGAACUGGGGACAUUUCCACUCAGCCAGAGGGUCCAUUGCCAAGACAAGGGCUGCAGCUGCUGGCCAGACUGGCCCUGGUGGGACAGACAGACCUGGAGGCCGUCAACGGGCUGCCCAAUGAGCACAACUCCUCCGACCACCUGCCCAUACUGGCCUGCUUCCGCCUCUGCCCCUGAGGCUGGAUGUUAGGGUUCAGGGGUUAGCGCCUUGGACAGAACUGGGGGUCAAAGACCUGGGGAGACCCAUAAAUCCAUCCAUACCGCUCACCAGCAGCCAAACACCAAUUGUACACAAGCUCACCAUGGCUUUUGUCUCUCAUCUCUCAUGAUCUCAUAUCCCCAGGAAAUGUUGGAAAGGUACAAACACUGACACUGGUAGAUGUUGAACUUUAAUUUCAAAGACAUUAUUGAUGAAUUUGGAGCUUUGCAGUGGCCUGACUCUAGUGUGUAGAUCUAGGCUACUGCAUCAAGAUGUUUACACAUUUUAACUUUUUUGUGUUAUUUUUACAUUGGUUGAAGAUAUGAAAAUAUACAUUUUUAGAUUUGAAUGAUUUUAUAAAUGUUGAUAAAUUCAUUAAAAAAAAUAUAUAUAUAUAUCUUAAUGUCAUACAGUACUAUUGGGUUUGAUAAUUAGCACAAAUGAAUGCAAAGUACUUACCAAGGAAGAAUUAAUAUAUAUACGAAGAGAAGGAAGAAACUACCUUGCAGCUGGCGGGACACCAUAGAAUAGGUUUUAUAGACUAGGCUGUUAUAGACUAGGCUGUUAAGUGUACUGUUAGACAACAGUCUCUGUCGUCACACAUUUCACAGGUCUGCAACAAAAUCAUCGGCACCUCCUGUAAUCUCAGAAGGAUUGCAAAAUAUAUGCCAGAGCAAAUUCUCAAAUAAAAAAGCUAUCAUCGGGCUCCCGAGUGGAGCAGCAGUCUAAGGCAGUCUAAGGCACUGCAUCUCGGUGCUUGAGGCGUCACUACAGACCCUGGUUCGAUUCCUGUAUCACAACCGGCCGUGAUUGUGAGUACCAUGGGGCGGAGCCCAAAUGGCCCACGUUGUUAGGGUUUGGCCCGGGGUAGGCCGUCAUUGUAAAUAAGAAUUUGUUCUUAACUGACUUGCCUGGUUAAAUAAAGAAAAUCAUCCAUUGUCAAAUGAACUACUGCUCUGUCGUCUGGAGUAAUGUAAGAGCCUUUUUCAUGAAAUUCACCACUCUGGUAGACCAACCACUAUAUAAAUGGAUAUGGUCAAAGAUGUAAACACAUGGAGCAGAACCAAGACCACCAAAACCCAAAUUAGAGCAGGGCAAAAUAGCUUUUAGUUUCAGAGCAGUGAAGUCCGGAACUCCUUGGCAGAAAGUUUUUAAAAAACUUGCCAAAUAGUUGAUUUACGAGAUUAAUUCAUAAAAUAUCUUGAACAACUAGAGUCGGUCUAAGGUUAUUGUAACACUGUAUGCUAUGUUGUAUUUCAAUUCAUAUAUGCACACGGGCUGGGGGGUGUAACUCGUAAUAGGAAUGUGGAUCUUUGUGCUUUUAUUUUGCUUUUGUUUUCUCAUUUCUGGAUGUUUUUACAUUUCUUAAGGACUCAUGGAAGACUAGCCUUUGGGCUAAAGGAGAUUCAAAUCAAAUAAUGUUAGUAUUGAAAAUGAAGGCUGUGUCCGUCACAGCUAUUGUACCGCAUGUAACACAAUAAUAGACCUGCAAUUAAAGACACACUGUACCUGUUCA